GGGGUGACACCUGCGUGCUGCAGCGUCCCCGCCCCCCCCACCCCACCACCCAACCCCUCUCCACUCCCCCCCAACCCUCCUUUUUGCUAUACAAUAUUUAGAAGAGAAGGCGGGCAAAAUAUUCCAGUCACGUUUUGGGGGCUGUCAGCCGGCUGUCCUGGGAGGCGCUGGAGUGGAACCCGGUCCAACGGCGGUAGACGAACACCUGCCGUAGGAUGUAAACGGAGUUCCCACUCUUCCCGCCGCAUGAAGACCACUUUGGCCACCAUCUUCAUCAAUGUCUCGUGGGAAGCCGAAGAAAAGCAUGUGGCGUGGUAGCCGCUGUUGCUAUGUGUAAAGAGGUACCGGGGCGCCAAUGGAGACCGAAGGCUAUCGUGACCUCCCGGAGACCAGCGAUGGUCAGGGGGUAGGCCUGCUGGAUGGACGGGGCGGGGGUGCGGCGGAGGAGGAUUGGAGUGCUGCCUACCCUCUGGGCUUCCAGGUGUCCUUGACCACUGUGCUGAUCCUAGAGCUGGUGCUGGGCUUCAGCAGCAACUUGACCGUGCUGGUGCUGUACUGCGCUCAGUCAAACCUGGUGGAUUCAGUCAGCAACUUGGUCACCGUCAACCUCCAUGUCCUGGACAUACUGGUCUGUGUGCUGUGUCUGCCGCUCACAGUGGCCGUCAUCCUAGUCCCGGCUAACGGAAGCGGCGUCGGUGGACUGGCGACGUUGUGCUGCUUCCACGAAGCUUGCGUCACCUUCACCAGUGUGGCCACGGCUGUGAAUGUCCUGGUGAUCAGCUUGGACCGCUAUGACAUCUCAGUGCGUCCCGCCAGCCGCCUCCUGAACCCCCGCCGUGCCGGACUGCUCCUCGCAGCUGUGUGGGUGGUCUCUCUGGCCGUCUUCUUCCUUCCUUUCCUUGAGGGGGACUUCUUCUCUUCAAGGGCGGAGGACAGCGAGGAUGAAGAGCCAGGGAUGGAGAACAUAGACUUUGAGUCGAUUACUGGGCACACAACGCUUUAUUCUUCUUCUCUUUCACCUUCAGUUUUACCUUCAAUGCAGCCCUCCUCGCUUUCACACAACCUCUCUCCGGUAUGGCAGAACAGAACGUUGCUGUGUGUCGGAGGGCAAGGGUACUACACGGGAAUGGCUAUGUAUUACCACUUGUUACUCCAAGUGCCGUGUUUCUUCAUCGCUGUGGUUGUCAUGUUCUUCACCUACUCCCGGAUCCUACAGGCCCUCAACAUCCGCAUAGGCUCCCACAUGAUGAGGGGCAGCCGUACAAAGGACUCCACCUGCAGGAUACGCUGCAGGAGGAGGACGAAGAAGAAGGACCUCACCUUGCCAACCGAGGUAGUCUCCUCCAAUCAGAACCAGAAUCUCUCUCAUCCUCCCCUUAUUCCCUCCCCGACCCCGACAUCCCCUCCACCGCUCUGCUCCAUGCCCCAGGGGAUAUCUGACAGCGGUGCCACAGUCACCACCGUCAGUACCGCCGCCACCACCCCCAUCGCCACCACCCCUGCCACUCCUGCUUCUCCGACUCCGGCGGCUUCUGGAGCCACGCAGACCCACGCCACCUCCCCGCUGCCGGCUUCCUCCAUGGGCGUCCAGGCCUCGGUUUCUGCGAUCAUCGCCUUGAGACGAGCCGUGCGUAGACACAGGGACCGACGAGAGCGUCAACGGCGUGUCCUUAAAAUGUCGCUCAUUAUAAUAUCCACCUUCUUGGGCUGCUGGGCUCCAUUGUCUGCAGUCAACAUUCUGAUUCUGUGUAUGGGCCCCAGCGAUGGCUUGGUGCGGGUCCGUCUCUGCUUCUUGGCCAUGGCGUACGGAACCACUAUCUUUCACCCUCUACUCUACGCUUUCACCAGGCAGAAGCUGCGGCGUGCCCUCAAAACACGGGUGAAAAAAAGGGUUGUUUCCCUUCUGCAGGUGGACCCAGCUCCCGUUGGGGGUACGGUCAUUCAUAACUCCUGGGUGGAAGGGGGAGGCCAGAGGAAGGUUCGCAAGGCCCGGGUGGAGGCCAGCGACGGCACUGAUCGAUGCCUCACCGAGGCUGUGAGGGAAUGAGGCUGGUCUUCAUCGCGUGCGUGCGUAUGUGUGGUUGUUUGACAAUUGCGUGCAGUUUUCCGUUGAUGGAUGGCGUGUGUAUCCUUGCAUGUGUGUGAGAGGCAAUUAGUUUACAAAGGACUGAUCCCGUGACCUCCGCCUGCAGGCUGAUGUGACGUUAGGUGAGGUCUAACAAGAGCCAUUAUUCUGCACUUCUUAACUUACAUCACACCUGAAAAUGCUCCACAAUACAGCGAGGCCUGGAUGACAUCAGCUCUUUACCUAAUGGCUUCUGCACCCUUGUGCUUGUGCAUAGACCACACACACGCACACAUAUACACAACAGACACUGGUCAGCGCUUAGUCAUUAAAAAAAGCACACCAAACCUGGCAGGCUUGUGUAAAGUUCCAAAUCAAACUGAGAAUGUCUCCCAAAUUAAAUCCAGUUUGAUGAAUUAGAUUUUUUUUUAAUUCAGGCUUUAAACAGGAAGUGGAAUUGCAAUCCCAAUACAAAUUGAAGGAAGCGGAAUUGAAAGUUCCAGUCGAACAUUUAGUCGUCGCUCGUUCAAGCGUCAUUGCUAUACAUAAUCAUAAUACCAGGGCGUCCAGUGAGGGGCAUUUUGUACUCCCUUGUCCCAGGAAGAAUGCUUUGCGGAAAUCUUUUAUUUAUAGAUCUGUAUCGCUCUGGAAUAACCUGCCUAAAAUUCUCACCGGCAUUGAAAGUAAACAGGUUUUUAAAAAGAAAGUAAUGUUUUAUCUGAGUCUUUAAAUUAGUUUGCUCGUUGAUUUGUUUGGUUUUAUAUUGUGUAGUUAUAUUUAUAUGGUAAUUAUUAUUGUAAAUGUAAAUUGUUUGCUUGUUUUUUUUAUUGAUGCUUUUAUUUUUAUUUUUUUUCUGUAUUGUGUAGUAAUAAUUAUAUGCUUUUACUUGUAAUUGUAUUGAUUGUGGACCCCAGGAAGACUAGUGGGUUGUUGAGGCAACCAGCUAAUGGGGAUCCUUAAUAAAAAUCAAAUCAAAAAUUGCUAUGGUUGUCACCCGGCAACUACAACAUGGCAAUGACGUGGAAAUACUUCAUCACAUCCUGGGUAAUUCCUUUAAGUUAGAAUUAGUCUUUUUUUGUGCUGAAACCACGGGCGGUGGUUGUUCUGCACAAAGAUAGUCAACUUGACAGUCGCAGCUACUAUAAUUAUUUGUGUUGUUAACAUUUCGUGUUGUCAGCAUUGCGUGUCCAAAGCUGUGUUAUUGAUGUAGAAAAAGCCAGUGAAAGCAGUCUUGUUAACAUCAAGUGCCGCACUGAGUCCGAUGCUAUGUCCCAUUGUUGUCUUCUUGACAUCGCUAAGGCCAAAGUCUCAACAUUGUGGAGAUGUGCUGUCGAUGAGGCUGGAGUCAAAGAUGAAAUUCCAUCAAAAAAUUGUUCUACCAAAAAAUGGUGAACUUUAUUGUCACGCUUAAGACAACCUGUUGUUAUUGUCACUUUUAACCCAUUAACAGAAUUCCCGCUUGGUGAUCAUAUUUAUUAAUCACCAAAAAAAUAACAUGGUAAUAUAAAUUAAGGCAAUAAUGUAAUGUAUUGUGCAACAUAUAAGAUUUUAUUUACCACUUCAUUUAGGCCACAAAUAUGUAGAAUAUGCUUAAAAAUAUACAGAUUUUUAAAUUGCAAUAUUUAUUUAUACUGUAUUUAUAUAUGGCAAGAAAUGACAGUAUUCCAGAAUGCGGAGUACAUUCCAUCCAUGAAUGUAUAGAGGCGGAUACAGGUCUGAAGCAAAGUAAAGAAGAAAGAAGGUUUUUUGAAGAAAGCAAUGUGGAACUGCGAACUAUCAAGCUGGUGGCUCCUAUCAUGCAAAUUUCCGAUAGCUAAUAUUAGCAUUAUCAUUUUGAUUUGACCAUCGAAAUGUACUUACUAGUUUAGCAGGAACAUAGCUAAGGCAGCAUCAGUCUGAAAUUCUUCAUCUUUGAGCUCACGCCAGCGAGUUAAAGCCGGAGCAAUGUUGAUCUUUGAUUUUUAUUUUUUUGUCUCCUCGGGCAAAACUUUUCGUUUCUUUGGUUGUUUUGGAGCUCCGCCAUGAUAGAAGUAAUUGCACGUAGGAGUUCCUCUUCUUCUUUUUGUUUUCCGGCCGCACCAGGGCGUUCGCAUCAACUUACGUCUUUUUAACGAAUGGGGAAAGGGAGAGUGACACGAGCCGUAAACCAAGUCAGCAUAUUUGUCAUUUGUGUGUGUGGCAGGGUUCCUGCCACCCUCCUCAACCUUGCCAAGUGCCAGUAAAAGCAACAGAGACGCACUCAGGAGAAGGUUGAAAAGUUACUUAGUGCUUCUUUAAUGAACUUAAUAACAAUUAUAACAUUGUUAUAAUUUAAGAUAAUGGUGGGAAAAUACCAAUUUUUUCCAGAAUGCUAAGCUUGAUCCAAGUAUUCGAAGAUUUUACUGUUUGCAAAGUAUUUUUUGUAUUUAUUCUAAUCCUUUGUUAGACAUUGUUCCUUUUACUUUGCCCUAAAGGAUUUAUCAGAAUUGCAAUUCCACUUCCUGUGAUUCCAAUUCAACAUCCUGUGAGGUGGAGCCAAUUAAAUUGAUUUUUUCAACAAAUGUAAUUGAAAUUCCAAAUUACUGCUUUUGCACAAGCCUGCUCCCUGCACACGUAUUCUCAGCGAGAACAAAUGUUUUUUUCCCCCGAUAUGUUUCAUGCCUUAAUUAAGUUAGUGAAAGACAGUAUUGUGGUGCUGCUGUAUGUUUACAAAAAGUCUGAGUGAGAGAAAACUAUGGUCAGUAAUUACGAGUAUUCGGAUUGAAAGUUUACAUUGUGAUUAUAAAAAAGCAAAAAAAAGGAUAUUUCACUUUUAAAAAGGCACCAAUUUCUAAAACUAAAUUAAGCUAAAAAGGCAUGACUAUUUUUUUUUUUCUAAAACCAUUUUUUAAAAGGAACAUGGUGAAAGGUGAGUGGUGUUUUUCGUGGGUGUGACAAACAAAAGUAUGUGUGAUCAUGUUUGUGUGUUCCAAACGAGCAAAGCAAUGACCCCUAACAUGUGAACAAAAAGAAUGUGAACACACAAUUGUUGCUUCUUUUUUUUUUGCUAUUUACAGUUCCGGGAAAACCGGGAAACAGGGGGACUUUAAUGGCGUGGCCAGCUAAUUGUGUUUAUAAUCACCUUCAACGUGGAAAUCAAAGGGCAAUAUUUUGUAUAAAAUGUUUAAAAAAAGGCCACCUGACACUGUUUCUGUAGUCACAGCAGGUAUUGAAGUAUUUUAAAGCGUAGAAGUACUGACUUAGACAAAUAUCACAUAUACUACUAAACUGACUUGUCACAGCAGAGUCCUGGACUUAUUUACACUGUUCCUGUUUCUCUAUCUCCUCAGGGCUUGUAUUUACAAAUGUGCUGGACGUGAAAUAAUACACCAGCCCUUAAUCAGCUCUUCUUCAACGUGUGUUGCCGUAAGUAAAGAUUCAUGUCACCAAAUAGGUAGAGAACACUUUAAUCUUUGUAUGAACUCAAGUCUUGGGAGACCUUUUGGGCUAACCCUCCACCAUUCUCACCCUCUUUUACACCAAGUGUGAACCCAACUGAAGUCAGUCAUUCUUGUGUGUUUAUGUACAUUUUUCAGGGAUGUAAAUAUUGAAGUGUCAGAUUUGGGGUUUUUUUUUUUUUCGUUUUCUUCUCUUUUUUUGGUCACAAUCAUCUGCCGGACAGAAAGAGAGCCAUUGUGAUGUUACUGUAAAGAGAUGCGUGUAAUCGCAUUUGUGUUAAUACUCAAUGUGUGUAAUGUGUACUAUACAUUUAUGAGCCUGUGUAUAGAGAAAUAUUAGUACUGUACUGUAUAAAAUGUAUAUUACAUGUUGCUGUAUAGAACAGAGUCUGAAUUAAAACGUAAUCUAAGA
This is a messenger RNA of Nerophis lumbriciformis (worm pipefish), 5893 nucleotides long. RefSeq names its product G-protein coupled receptor 22-like. The record is from RefSeq and is a predicted model, not a curated record. Gene Ontology annotation, cellular component: plasma membrane. Gene Ontology annotation, biological process: cellular response to hormone stimulus; G protein-coupled receptor signaling pathway. Gene Ontology annotation, molecular function: G protein-coupled receptor activity; peptide binding. Lineage: Eukaryota; Metazoa; Chordata; Actinopteri; Syngnathiformes; Syngnathidae.